GCUCAGUUUGAGUUUUGCUGCCGAGUGGGUUGGUUCCGUGCCAUGUUCCGUUAUCACAGCCCUUGUGGAGAGUUCUUGUGACUGAUUUGUGUAGUUAUAAAAUUAACAAUUUGAAAAUUCGUUAGCCUUAGAAAAAAGUGAAUGGUGAACAUUUGUCUUAAACUGCUUUAGAACUGUAACAUUGUAACACGGAAAUUCUGUACAAAUCGAACCAUUCCCCAGGCACUGCGCUAGGGGUCAAAUCAGACAGUGCACAACUGGGGUGAAAGUCAGCUCUUCUCAAAAGCGAUACGUCUUCAAAAAUAUUUCACCAUCCUAGCGAGGGAAUAGCGCAGAGGAAAUCUAGAGAGAGGAUUCGUUGUCCUUUCUUUCCCCAUUUCCAUUAGUUGUUUGAAUAGGGGGUGAUUGGGCUGUUUGCGCGGGUGACAGGUGGUGACGAAUAAAGAACCUUGAGCUUUGUGGCAGAGCUUGCAGAAAUCUGCUGAGCUGUCUGGUUCUGUGUAAGCUGACCGUUGCUGAUUAAGGAGUGAAUGAAAAAAAGCUUAGUGGUUGCUUUCGAGGUAAUAUUGGAUAAAUAAACCUAUGUUUAGGUAAAGUUUUGUGCUGUGAAAGUGAUCGAUAAUUAGUGUCAUACAGAUUAAGAUCUACGCUCAAUUUCAAACGCGUAGAUGCAGUUAGGUAAUGCAGAACCGACGCAUUUCAAACAGCAAAUUAAAAUGCAGGGAUUAAAGGCUGAUGAACUGCUCACGUAAUCGAAGAUUUUGACGGAACAAUCCAGAAAGAUUGCUAAGCAUUAUCUGUUGUGUGCUGAAAGUUUACAUAAGUAAUUGGAUUUCAUUAAAUAAGGAGGAAAGGAAACUUGAAAACUAUCAAAACGUCAUCCCGCACGUAGCAAUGAGUAACGCAUCGAUCACCACCGCCCAUCGUCUUCCCUACCGUCGAGCUGCCCGAUGGACCGGCUCGGUUCGUACGUUACCGGUGGGUCAACCUGCCCGUACAGCACCGAUACCAGCUCGUCCGCUCAAUCCUAUGUGCGUCCAUUCGACACAAUAAGAGCACUGCACGAAACGAUCGUAUCGCUGCGGACAGCACUCGAAGAAAGCCGACAGGAUAACGAUCGGCUGCGCAAACAAAUCAGCGUGAGGGACACCGUGGAAGAGGGGCGGAGUUUCCUGAGAAAUCAAACGCUUCAACCUGAGAGUAGUAUUCCCAGAACUUUAAAAGGCACGGAAGAAAUAAAUUUGACAAACGUACCUGAGUCGAAGAAGUCGAAAAAACUGAAGAAGAAAAAGAGUAAAGUACCUGCGGACGAAACAGCGGAAGAUACAGGGUCAGCGCAGCACGAGCAAGACUCGUCUCCUGAGUUAGAAACAAAACAAGAAUCGCCUCGAAAGAAACACUUCCAAAAAGAUGGCACCCACCAGAAGGUAUCUGUAGUGCCGGACAUUCAGAUCUUGUCACAUCCUGCCUCCGGUCACUCGACGAUGGCUUCCAGAAUAGAUGUUAAAAUUAAGGUUUCUUCGAACAUUAACGUCGAAGGUAGCAGCUCCGAAGCGAACUCUUCGGAAGCUACCAAAGAUGAAGUGGGAGUUGAACACGAAACGAAAACAUUCGAAACACCAGAGGAUGAGGAUAAAACCAUUGGCGAAGAGUCGGAGGACCCGGCGGAAAAUGUGACAGUUCGGGAGGAAUUUGUCAAAGGUGAUGCAUCCAAUCUGAAGAUAAACUUAACCAAUGAGGAAAAUCUAAGCGUUACAAGGUCUACUGAAGGAAUCAACAUUAAGCAGAGGUCAUCGGAAAAUCUGCACGUCGACGUGGAUCGGCAAAGUAACCCUUCGAUUUCCGAGGGAGAUAAUUCGGUGUUCACAGAGGAUGUCACUACUCCCGUCGAGCCGGAUCCGGAGGGUGCCGUUGGGUACAUAAAAACGACUAGAACUUCGGUGAAGAAAAGUGACUCCGAGAAUCAAGAGGAAGUGGAUGACAUAGAAUUGAUCUUCUCGUCGGAUGAUAACAAGGAUAUCAUUCAGGAAGAUCUAGUUUCGAUUUCUGACUACGAGCCGUGGCAGGAAUCAGGACAAUCGGGAACACCCGUUUUGCUAAAGUUUAGGCAACUUUCUUCGGAUCAAGAAUCGAUCAAGAAAGACUCGAUCGAGCGUAGUGAUAGUGAUACUGUGGAAGGUGAAGGAUCAAAUGGGGAUCUACCGAAAGGAAAGAGCUUAGAAAGUCAAGAUUCGCUUGGCGCAGACAAUACGAAGAAAAGUUUAAAUAUCAGUACAAAGUCGUCUAGCUUGGAAAAGGACUCCAGUUUGGAUUACGGAACCGGGAAUGUAGGACGGGAGGAUAGUUUUGAAAUUGGUGCUGCAAGUGGGACGACAGCUUUGGGGAAACGAUGGACGAACUACAAUGUGCUGAUCGAGACAGACAUUUCCAAGUGUGGAAUAGCGGAGGAUAACAUAUUGGAGAUGGGAAGAAGGAAUACCUGCCCCAAUCCACCUGCGUAUAGGCCUAUCAUCCAUACCCGAUCUCCAGCGGCCGUUUCGAACCGAAACCCACUGGCCGUCAAGUUUUCCAGAAGUCCCCGGACAUAUUCACCCCACCAGUAUCUUCCACCGGGUAAAACGUUGCGUACGGUUACCAUGGCCGACGCUACCGGUCGGUCCGUCAACUCCGAGGAGGCCAAACGAUCCCGUGCGGCUCAAACGGACAUAACGGCUCUUUCACAGCAGUGGCGUUCGGAGACACACCUUUCCGAGUCGGAGUUUGGUGCCGGUCUGUACACUCUGCCAUCCAAGUUUGUUCCUCCAUCGGCCACCGCCAGCCGGAAAUAUUCGCUCCGACCAUCGGAUAAGACCCAAGAGGCGCGUCGAGUGCUGUUGAGCGAUAUCAAUUUCACCAGCAUGGUACCGGAGCUAUCGCGCUCGGCCGAUCAUCUCUGCCAGCAGGAGGAAAACAACGAGAACCAAUCGCCCAACUACUGCAAGGGCAAACUGCUCAAGACUCCGGAGACCGUCAAGGGCAUCCCACCCAGCUUCAGCAUGACCUCCCCGGGGGUCUCCCAGUGGACCGUCAACGAGAGUAGCAUCGCCACGCAGACCACCCAAACCGAGGCGUACUGGGCCGAUCGUGGCGAUUCGUUCGAUUCGUCGAAAAGCUACUCACUAGGAUCGCGUUACUCUACCCUCAGCAAACAUCACCGCUCGCGCAGCGUCCCGUCGAUACGGUGUGCCAUCUGCAGGCAGGGUCACCAAUCGACGACGCUACGCCCAUCGGAGAGUAUGCACUAUACCCCGCGGGUAACCUUCCAAGAACCGUCGCACAAAAUUCGUGGAUCACUGCCGGACCUACGGCAUGACUGUAACUGUCCGAGGCGAUACGGGGGCCCGUCGCUGUACCGGAUUCAUGGAGAUUCUGGCGGAUCCACCGACAGUUUGUUGGAAGAAGCGGAAGAAUUUCUGAGAAGAUCUAUCGAGGGAAACAUAAUGCUGGAGGAUCCUGGAGGUCACUGUGAACCACCACUGCCGCCGGCACCAGUGCAACUCAUCGCGGGGCCGGCAAAACACCGCAGAUGUUCCGAAAAUGAUAUUCAGAGAGACUACAUUCCCUCGAAACAUGCCCUGCCAUUCCUGCCAAAGACGGCCAAGUGUCUCAAGCCGGGACACCUGGCGAAGGUGAUAUCUCGCAACGGCAGAGUGGUGGUCGGUCGUGUACGAUACAUUGGCCCGCUGGCGGGCUGUAGUGUGGGAGAUGCGGAUGAAAAAUACGUUGGUCUACAGCUACCCAACAAUCUGGGCGAAUGUGACGGAUCGAUCGAUGGAAGAAAAUUUUUCGAUUGUGACCCCCUCCACGGAAUCUUUGUCCCGUUCAAAAAAGUUGUCAUGGCGUGGAAUUCCUAAAGGAAAGCUACCGGCGACAUUGGCAUUGUAUUUCUUCUUCUGUACAGGAAUAGAAAAAUGUUUCGCGACCUACCACACAUAGGUAUUUGGCGCAAGUGAAAAAAAAACCUUUGCAUCACACCGAAAGCGCGAAUGAAUACCUACCAAAGCGGAUGGAAACACUUGAACAGCUAUGCGGUUUCACCCGCUACUCUCACCAUAAAUCGACGUGGAUCAUUCAUUCAAGCGAAGGCUAAGUUGGUUGGGUGGCGGUGCAGGACGCUAUUUGAAAGGCAAAAAAGGCACGUUUUCAGUUGGAAAAAGUGUCUUCUGUCUAAUAUUAGUCACAAAAGGUGUAGGAAACUCUUGCUAUAUGGCCUCGAUUGCUAAGGGAAAAUUUAUUAGGUGUAAAUGGGAUCGAUUGCUUUGGUGCAAAAUUCUCAACAGAUGCAGGCAAGUAGGAAAACAGGUCAAGGUUGAUCCAGAAACAAAGACUAUGAGUAGCAGCCAGUAGAUAAAUUCUUUUAUAGAUCAGAUUUGAAGAAGGGAAUGAAAGCCUAAGUGAAAAAUACAAAUUGAACAAAGCCCUUGGAUUAGUGUCAGAAUCGUAAAUAUAUUAAUUUGUUGCAACGCAAAAGAUUGAAGAUAACCCCUAUAUGUAUGUUGCUGUGCAAAAUCAAAUCAUAUCCCAUCAAAUCAUAAACCAUACUUUUGAUAAUGUUGAUAGUAGGAAACUAUUUGUUUGGUAUUAUAUCCUACAGUCAGGAAGAAUAGGGAGAAAAUCACAUCAGUCUCGUUUAAAAACGGCCCAAGAACAGAACCUCGAAAACAAUUUUCCUGAGAUGUUUCCAUGGUUGAAAACUAACAAUAGUUACAAAAAUGUGGGAAGAACGCCGAUCACCGACAUGCGAAAGAAUACUAACUUGUGUUCUUCGAACAUCUAUGUAUCUUUGUCAACCUAUUUGAACAACACCGUGUCAAGAUUUUAAACAGACGUACUACACUUCUGAGUUUUCUGUGUCUCAUACUGUUUUUAAUUCUGUGAAAUACUCAUCUAAUUCCCAUUGGAGCCGAAGAUAUUUGCUCCCCGAAUUAGUCCCCUGCACGAUAUCGUGUUGAUUUUUGCAAAACUAUCACGAGAAAUCAUGUUUACAUCGCCGUUAACGACGCUGAAUCCCUCUGGAUAAAGACACGACACGUCAAUCCUUUAUUUACCAAUGGCCCUCGUUCCAGAAGGAUUCAAAGCGAUUUUCUUCGGAUUGAGGGCUUUUGACAGGUCUCGUGCUCAAUUGGAAUGACACUUACAGAUAAAUAAUACGAAUAAGAUAGAGACGGCGAGUCUUUAUCCAAAGGGAUUCAGCGUUUUUUAAUCGCCGCGACUUGUGUGUAAUUCAUCACAAAAACUGUCGCUUCGCCAUCUGUACGCUACUAGCGGAAAGUGUUUCCCACAUUUUAAUUUGGCGCAUAACAAAACGAGAUCAAAAAGGCUAGACAACCAUGAGUUCGAGAGAAAUCAUGUUUACAUCACCGCGACUUGUGUGUAAUUCACCACAAAACUGUACGCGCUCGCUUCGCCAUCUGUACGCUAUUAGCGGAAAGUGUUUCCCUCAUUUUAAUUUGGCGCACAACGAUGCGAGAUCAAAAAAGCCGGACAUAAGGCGGGUUGAACGCAACCAUGAGUUAGAGGUGCAAGUCAUGCGACUCUCCCGUUAAUGAGGUUGCGAAAAUUGCGGGCCUCGGCCUUUGCAGAUCGUUUUUCCACCGAACUUGUGUUUAUGGUAUGCAGCGAUCUACACUGUAUGACGAUUAUUUUUACAAGAGGGUGCAGCAAUACGAUUCCGCUGCUCCCGUCGUGGACACAAAAAAGUCAUGUGAGGUGGUAGAUAAUCUAAACACCGUCGUCUCAAACCCCUUGAGUCGCAUUGAGACUCACUUUUGUCAAGCGACUUGCGGGGGACCUACCCAGUCUAAAACUAAGUCGCGAGAAUAAUACAAAAAUUCACCCCACUGCCACCGCCGUCACUUGCUGAUGAACGGGAUCAGUUCUGGGUCGAUCUGAGCGGCCUCAUGAUUCGAGUCAUACAGUGGAGAAGAUUGUUGCUAUGAUCCAGGAAUGCCUCGGAAUGAGCACCAAAGAAAUUUUGUUGAUCAAGAAAAAACCGAUCUCUCGAUUCGUUCCGUUGUAUUACUUGGCCGACUGGAAUACUCGUUCUUAAGAUCAAUUUUGAUCAGCCAAAGCCAGAUAGAUUUCGCUAAUAGGAUACCAGGAUUGUUGGCUGCAGUCAUCCCAGUUCUGUAUGCGGGAGUAGAGAAAGGGUUUUCCAAACUUCCUACGACGGUAAGCAUCCUUCCAUUCUGAAUAAUUCAAGUGCUGAAAUGGUCCACGAUUCUGCUGCCCAUCUACGCAUAAUUGUCCCAUGUGUGUAAGGAAUCUCAUAGCACAUGGGACAUUUAUGCGUAUGACAGUCUAGUACUCAGUUAAUUGUUUUGUAUCAGCACCAGAUGUCGUUUUUCCAGCUAGUGACCCGCGGCGAUUUACUAGAGACACCUAGUCCAGCUACAAUGCAUAUAUCCUACGUAAUCUCGUCUCUUCGGUCACCGAAACGCAAACUUGCCGGUAGUACUGAGAAAGCCCUUAGUCCCUCCAUCAUAGUUGAGCCCUUCCUGCCAGCGACCAGCAACCGUCCCGGUCCUGCAGUGAAGAUAGGACGAUGGGUUUUCCGCAAACAUACCUCAGGCUAAUACAAUGCAUCUAUGAGAUCUUCCUUGUCUCAAAGCUCUUCGUUUAUCAGCCUUGGUCAACGACGGGACAAGCUGCUGUUAUACUACCAAAAUGUUAGUGGUAUCAAAUCAAUCGUUGAGCAAUGCCGCCUUGCAGUCUCCGAUAAGUGUUUUGACAUCAUUGUCUUCGUCGAAACGUAAUUGAACGAUGACACGCUUUCCGAAAAUCCACCGGAGGUGGCGUAUUAGUCGCAGUUAAUAUCAGCUUGAAGGCAAAAAUUGCCGAGAACAUUUGAGUUGGGUUUGCAUUGAGCAUGUUUGGGCGAUUAUCGAGAGUGGCGACCGUAAAUUGUUCUUGUGUGCGUUAUAUGUUCCACCUGACCGUGCUCGGGACGUGGAAUAUGUCGAUGCAGCCCGGCUUUUACGAUCCUCAAAGAUGCUAAUGCAGUUGAUGAGAUCAUGGUACUAGGAGAUUUUAAUCUUCCUAGAAUUUCAUAGAAAUCUUUCCGCAACGAAUUUCUUUAUCAGGAUUCGGACCAUUCCGUUCUCCACCCAGGCGCAGUGAGGCUACUUGCCAGCUACAGCUCAGCCAUGUUACCACAUAUCAAUUCUUUUGCCAAUGAGAAUAGCCACCAUUUUGAUCUUUGUUUUGCCAGCGAUCAGGUUUCCGCCACAUCAAUAAUGAUGGCUCACUUUCCACUUGGGACCGUUGAUGUUUCUGUAAUACUUCAAUGAUGUACAUCUAGUUUUGAAGACUCCACGAUUGUCCUUCGCAGAUGAUCUCAAGAUUUUUCGCCUAAUUCGUUCAAUUGAAGAUUACAGAUUUCAGCUUCAAGUCUUUGCUGAUUGGUGCAACACGAACCUCAUGUAUAUUAUUCCUGAUUAUACAACAUAUUAACAUGAUUUAAUCUGUUCCACAAUAUUCCGCCACGUCGCUCGGUCAGUUGCUGCUUGUCUCCAACCUCUCAGGUGCCCGAUACUCACCAGGUUCUGCUCCACUUGGUCCAGCCACCCGGAACGCUGCGCUCCUCUCCGUCUUGUACCUGCCGGGAUGGAGGUGAAAACCAACUUGGUGGGGUGUUGUCCGGCAUCCUCACAACAUGCCCCGCCCACCGUACCCUUCCAGCUUGAGCUACUUUUCAGAUACAUGGCUCACCAUAGAGUCGCGCAAGUUCGUGGUUCAUCCUUCUCCCCCACAUCCUCCUGCACGCAACCGUUUCGUGCCCGUAGAGAACCACCGGUCUAAUCAGUGUGUUGUACAUGGCGCCUUCCGUGCGGUGGUGAAGCUUCCUAGAUCUCAAAGUUUUGUGGAGCCCACAGUAAGCACGACUUCCAGAGAUAAUACGCCUUCUGUUCUCCCGGCUGGUGUUAUUGUCCGAAGUCACCAAUGAGUCUAGAUAGAUGAACUCGUCAACCACCUCGAACUCAUUGCUGUCGAUCAUAAUACUACUGCCCAAGCGUUCCCUAUCGCGGUCCGUUCCGCCAGCCAGCAUGUACUUCUUCUUAGACACAUUUAUCUUCAGUCCUACUCGUGCUGCUUCGCGCUUCAGUCGGGUAUACAGAUCUGCUACCGUCUCCUUGUUUCUACCGAUUAUGUCCACGUCGUCAGCGAAGCACACGAACUGUCCGGACCUCGUGAAAAUCGUGCCCGCAUGUUGAACCCCGCUCUUCGCAUUACACCUUCCAGCGCUAUAUUGAACAGCAGACAGGACAACGCAUCGCCUUGUCUUAGUCCCCUGCGUGUUUCAAACGGACCCGAGAGGCCGCCCGAAAUUUUGACACAACACCUUACACAAUCAAUCGUAGCCUUAAUCAGUCUUGUCAACUUCCCAGGGAAGCCGUUCUCGUCCAUCAUUUUCCAUAGCCCUACACGGUCCACCGUGUCAUAAACGGCUUUAAAGUCGAUGAACAGGUGAUGUGUCGGGGCCUGGUAUUCACGGCAUUUUUGGAGGAUUUGCCGUUUAGUAAAGAUUUGGUCAUUUGUUGAUCUGCCGUUGAUGAAACCGGCCUGAUAACUCCCGUCAAAUCCAUUUACCAGCGGUGAUAGGCGUGGAACAGAAUUUGGGAUAGCACUUUGUAAGCGGCAUUUGUCACUGUGAUCGCUCUGUAGUUUUCACAGUCCAAUUUGUCGCCUUUCUUGUAUAUCGGGGUGAUGUCCUCCGGUAGCUGUUCUCUGUCCCAGAUUCUUUCGAUUAUUCGGUACAUGCAUUCCGUCAGUUUCUCCGGACCGACCUUGAAGAGUUCCGCUCCUAGACCAUCCUUACCAGCCUCGUUAACCUCAUUCAUAGUGGGCGCCGGUACAUACCCGUCGGCUGCGACACUGACAUAAUCGUCCUCCUCGAACGCCCGAUUGCCUGCGCCCAUUCAGGUGUUCAUUUUAGUACUGCCUCCACCUUUCGACCACCUCACGUUCGUCCGUCACGGCAUUGCCACCUUCCUUGUUUCUACACAUUUCGGCCCGCGGCACAAAACCGUUGCGAGAAUCAUUCAGCUUCUUGAAGAACGCCCGCGUUUCUUGAGAGCGAUACAGUAGCUCCAUCUCCUCUCUCUCAGACUCUUCCAGGUGGCGCUUUUUGUCCUGAAAAAGGCGAGUCUGCUGUUUUCGCUUCCGCUGAUAUGACGAUGUGCUGAAUUUUUCUCGUCCAAUAUCUCUUGGCACUCGCCAUCGAACCAAUCGUUCCGUCGACUCCUCUGUAUGUAUCCCAGGACGCUCUCCGCAGUGCUGCUUUAGUCCUGGUCCAGCAGUCCUCUAGGGGAGCAUCGAUGAGCUCCUCCUCCGGCGGCAGCGCUGCUUCAAGAUGCUGCGCGUACGUUGUCGCGACGUUGGUUUCCCUCAGUCGGUCCAGGUUAUACCGCGGCGGGCGCCGGUAUCUUACACUGUUCACUACGGAUAGUUUUGGACGCAGUUUAACCAUCACCAGAUAGUGGUCCGAGUCGAUGUUAGCGCCCUGAUAGGUCCUUACGUCGAUGUCCGAGAAGUGCCGUCCAUCAAUCAGAAUAUGAUCAAUUUGCGUCUCUGUUUGUUGCGGUGAUCUCCAGGUGUAUCGGUGCAGGAGGCGGUGCUGGAAGAAGGUGUUUCUUUUGGCCAUGUUCUUGGAGGUGGCUAAAUCGAUUAGUUGAGCAUCAAGGUCGCCGAUGACGAUCUUGACAUCAUGUCUUGGGCAACGAUCGUAUUCACGCUCCAGCUGCGCGUAGAAUUCGUCCUGGUCGUCAUCGCUACUUCCGAAUUGGGGACUAUGCACGUUAAUUGUGCUGAUGUUGAAGAACCGGCCCUUGAUCCUCAACCUGUAUAUUCUGUCGCUGACCGGCCACCAUCCUAUCACACGCUUUUGCAUCUCCCCCACCACCAUAAAAGCUGUUCCCAGCUCGUGUGUAGUGCCGCAGCUCUGGUAGAUGGUGUGGUUCCCGCGAAAGACCCGCACCGUAGACCCCUUCCAACACACCUCCUGCAGCGCCACAAUGUCGAACUUGCGGUCUUUUACUGUAUCGGCAAGUAUGCGAGUGCUCCCGAUAAAGUUAAGCGACCUGCAGUUCCAUGUCCCAAGUUUCCAGUCUCUUGUCCGUUUCCGCUGCGUACGUCUGUGCCAAUUUUGUCCAUCUGAAAUUUGAACUUCCUGAGCAUGCUAUUUUAUGGGCAGUAACGCUGAAGGAUCACGGGAGGAGAGAAAUUUGGGCUAAGCGCUUAUUUAAAGGCGGCGCUGGCUCGCCUUGUCAGGGCUGCUUUAGGGCAUGUGGUAUUUAGGCCUGGAACGUGUAGGGCCCACUACCUCAUCCUACCACACUCGCAGUCAGCCCCCGCUAUUGGUUCGGGUCACGAAUCACAACUAGUUGCUAUCGCGACUAAGCAUUAUCCACCACCUAUGACCCGCCCGGUUGCUUGCAGCUCAGCUUCCCACAUCGCGUUCCUCCACCACCACGGGGCCCGGGCAUGUACGUAAACACGAAGAAAUGCUCGGUAAUAUAAUUUUCACAGAAGAAGGAUUCGAUUUAUUUUAACUACCAUCUACUAGAAACAGAAAUCGAACGCGUCAGCCACGUGAAGGAUCUAGGAGUGAUUCUGCAUUCUCAACUUAAGUUUAAACCACACUUUCCUAUGCAAUUGGCAAAGCGUCCCGAGCACUGACUGGGAUGGAUCUUCAGGAUAAGCAAAAAUUUUACGGAUAUUUAUUGUCUCAAAUCGCUGUACUGCGCUUUAUCACGAACAAUGCUAGAAUAUUGCUCUGAAGUGUGCAGCCCAAACCCAAGCCCCCCAAUAACGGCGUUGAGAGAAUUGAAACCAUACUGCGUCGCACUCCGUAAAUUGCCGUGGAGAGAUCCUGUCCGACUACCUGACUAUGAAAACCGGGGUCAGCUAAUUCAAGUGGAGCCGCUGCAUGUUCGCAGGAAUACAGCAAGAGCUUUGUUCGUCGCGGAAACUCUGCAAGGUCGUAUAGAUGCCCCCGCUAUUUUGGAACAAAUCAACAUAAACUUUGCACCACGGGUAUUAAACAACGACAUUAUGUUUCGAUUAUCAUUCCCACGCACUAAUUAUAGUAUGCAAGGAGCCAUCACCGAUCUACAAAAUAUUUUCAAUCAAGUUUCAGCUUUCGAUUUCAACGUAUCUUGACAAACUGCGUCUUCGAUCUGACUGUAGACAGGGGAAAGUAAACUGUUUAAAACCCGCAAACAGCCUCCGAUCAUAACUCCUAUCGUCCGACAGAAAUUGUAAUUGUUGGAGAAAAUUGUCGUACGAGGUCUCGACAAUUGGGUUGAGGUGAACGGCCUGUUAUCAGAUACCCAGUUUGGUUUCCGGGGAAGAAAAGGAACGAAGCGCUACUAGCGCUACUGUUGCAUAAACAAACCCCUCCAGGGGCGGAUCUAGAAAAAAAUUUCGGCGGGGGUCCGAAAUUUCGAUUUUGAAAUGUUCAUUGUACAAUACAUAAUAUAUUAAUAACCUAAUUUAAUUAAAAUUCGGUGGUGGAAUCUGUGGGACUGAUCUUAAGUUUAGAAUAAAUUAAAAUAGAAACUAUUUUAAAAUUUCUCAAGCAGAUAAAAAUUUACGGGGGGUCCCUCCCCCUGGAUCCGCCACAGAAACCAUCUACGGAGAAUGUAGUAAAAAUAGGUAUUUUGUUACCCUGACUAGUUACAAAGUAAAUACCACAAAGUAUGCCGUCAUAAAAAAAUGUUCUAUAUUGAUGCUCCGGGAAUCGCUAGACUUGCAGAACCUACCUCUGACCACAAAACCGAGCUAGCAGCGGUUCACUAUAAUCUUGGAGAUAUUGAAACUUACUCCUGAGCUAUUAUUUCAUUGUUACAGAAUGUCCCAGCACCAACAAAUUCGUAGCGCUCAUUGCAGCUUGAUUACCCCGUUGACCACUAGGUCGGGGAGCAGAAAAAAACUCGUGAAAUUUUUUGUUGAAACGAUUUGACACGGGGCUUCAAAGUUUAAAAUUCUGUUCAAAUCAUAAUUGUACCUCCUCCGAAGUUCCUAGAUAGUCUUUGUGGCUUCAAGUGUCUAGUAUCUUCCCAACAGUUUAAAUAUCCAACUGGUCCAUCCAAAUUAAGCUUUUUAAAAUUUAAUCUUUCCUUUUUAUGGUAAGGAGAAGAGGGGAACGGGUACGUAAUUGUUAGACUAAAAAAAGCUUUCCAGAACUUUAGUCAGACAGUUCAGUACCGAGAUUACUCUUUAGUUUUCAAUAUUGUGUUUACAACCUUAUGAAUAGGCAUUAUAGCAGCAACUUUCCGAACACUAGGGAAAACAUUUUCCGUGACUGAACACAAAAAUACUGAAUAAUUACUGGUACACUCAGGAACUAUGUUUUAUGAACACAGGAAACAAGUAAUCCGGGCCUGGCCCUUUCAAACUCAAAGGACAAAGCACUCAAUACAUCUGCAUCAACUACGUUAGGGCGGGAGAGGCCUAUAUCAGUGAUUCUCAACCUGGGGUCCGCGGACCCCUAGGGGGGCGCGAAGUAGUUGCUGGGGGUCCGCGGAGAAAAAUAUAUUUUCCGAGUGCAGAUUGAAAUUUCAAGCCUUGUUUCCUAAUAAACUGAAUAGAACAUAUUGACAACAUACAAAAUCGAUAUUUAUCCGUGGGGGUCCGCAGCAACCCAAGGCGAUUUCUAAGGUGUUCGUGGCACGAAAAAAAGUUUAGAACCGCUGGCCUCUAUCAUCAUACGUAAGAUAUUGUUGCGAUGAAUAGCCACGCGGGCUGGUAAAUACAUCUCGGAAGUGAUCAUCGACUCGUCUUUACUAAAAAGCUCAACAGUCCACUACACCAACCAGAAAAACAUUCUCGUAGGAAAAUUGUUAUCGAAAAUGGCGAACGACCGGCCUUCAACUUCAUCCCAGGGUUCGUAUCAGACGCCGUCGCUUUUGCUGGAAACAGAUAUCAACUGAAGCAAGCACACGGCAGAAUGAAUGCCGCUAUAGCCUAAAAAGAAGACAUAAAAAUAAUUGUUGAAUAUAUUGAUGUGAAUACUAAAUAAUUCAAAGUGUUAUACCUGUAUCCAUAUUUAAGAAGAGACAAAACCUUAAAUGUGAAAUUCACAUUGUAAAUUAACUAACUACAGUCGGCCCUAUUCUGCGCGGCGUGUGACGUGAGACGACUAAUCUCACCUCACUUUACGUGACUUUUCUCACUCUAUUCUGAGAGUCGACUCGGGUGAAGUGAGAUUCCCCAUUGCGGUUGAAUGGGCGUCUCACGUCACCCGAAGUGACUCUUCAGAAUUGGGUGAGAAAAGUCACGUAGAGUGAGGUGAGAUUAGUCGUCUCACGUCACACGCCGCGCAGAAUAGGGCCGAGUGUACCGUAGGGAUGAGUGUUACAGUUUACAAAACAAUAAAGCUAAUGUGAAAAUCAAAACUAAACUGACUGUCUAACUCAAGUUCUCUAUAAAAGUAGAUUGAAUAAAACAAUCCGAUGUAACGAAAAUA
Topomyia yanbarensis is the source of this 13507-nucleotide messenger RNA. RefSeq lists its product as uncharacterized. The record is from RefSeq and is a predicted model, not a curated record. The transcript is spliced from 7 exons. Bases 951 to 3893 code for a protein of 980 amino acids. Lineage: Eukaryota; Metazoa; Arthropoda; Insecta; Diptera; Culicidae.